Hevea brasiliensis (rubber tree) is the source of this 2929-nucleotide messenger RNA. RefSeq names its product G-type lectin S-receptor-like serine/threonine-protein kinase At4g27290. The coding region runs from base 243 to 2705 and encodes 820 amino acids. Gene Ontology annotation, molecular function: ATP binding; protein serine/threonine kinase activity. The transcript is spliced from 7 exons. The record is from RefSeq and is a predicted model, not a curated record. Gene Ontology annotation, biological process: protein phosphorylation; recognition of pollen. Lineage: Eukaryota; Viridiplantae; Streptophyta; Magnoliopsida; Malpighiales; Euphorbiaceae.
CAUGAAGCAAGAAAUUGGACUCCCCUGUACAGGCUUCUUGAAAUAUAUUCUGAUUGACGGUAGAGAAAUAGAGAUGCAACAUUGCAGCUGCAAACUGUUCCUAGAUUGGUGCUUGUAAAAAAAAAAAAAAAAAGCCGCAAGGAUUGUUGUCUCCCUUCUAGCUUUAUAAUUAUUUUUUUUCCUCGACUUUUUUCUCAGCAUAUGUUUCGGGUUAUUAGAAGAUACAGAGAAAUUCAAAGCCAAUGGCACGGCUAGGCUUUGGUACGCUUUUGUUGUACUCCUUUUUCUUUUCCAUCUUAAGAACCUUCACUGCACUAGACACAAUUAACCCAAUCCAAUCGUUAAGAGAUGGAGAGACUCUUGUUUCAGCUGGCCAAACUUUUGAACUGGGAUUUUUCAGUCUCGCAGACCCUAAUCGCCGAUAUCUGGGAUCAUGGUACAAGAAAAUAUUUCCUCGGACAAUGGUUUGGGUAGCCAAUAGAGAAACUCCACUUGCCAAUACUUUGGGGUCUCUAAAUAUCACUGCUCAGGGAAAUCUUGUACUUGUUAAUGUCACAAACUAUAUUUUUUGGUCAUCAAAUACAUCAACCAUUGCAAAGGAUCCAGUUGCACGGCUCUUGGAUACGGGAAAUUUCGUUAUAAGCGAUGCAACUGAUGGUAACCCAGAGAACUUUCUGUGGCAGAGUUUUGAUUAUCCUGACAAUACAGUACUGCCUGAAAUGAAAUUUGGUGUCAACUUAGUAACUGGUCAUGAGACGUUUUCAUCAUCUUGGAGGAGCAUCGAAGACCCUGCUCCAGGACAAUUUUCUGUGCACUUAGAUCUUCGUGGGUAUCCGCAACUAUUUCUUAAAAAGGAAAAUAGAAUACAAUACAGAGCGGGGUCAUGGAAUGCCGUAGGUCUUACUGGGACUCCUGUACUGAAGCCUAAUCCAAUCUUCACAUUCGAAUUUGUAUCGAAUGACAACGAGAUGUAUUUCAAGUAUGAUGUCCCGAACAAUUCAAUUUUAGCCAGGUAUACACUACAUCCAUCAGGCCUAUUGCAACGCUUCCAAUGGAAUGAAAGAGCAAACGAUUGGGUGGUCAUUGCUGCAGCCCAGACAGACCAGUGUAACAAUUAUGCCUUCUGCGGGGCAUAUGCUAGUUGUGAGUUAAAUAAUUCUCCGGUAUGUUUAUGCCUGGAUGGAUUCAUGCCCAAGUCUCCAAGAGAUUGGAAUAUGCUACUUUGGUCAGAUGGGUGUGUUCCAAGGACUCCGCUAGACUGCGUUAAUGGAGAUGGCUUUCUGAAGCAUACAGGGAUUAAACUGCCAGACACAUCUUCUUCUUGGUAUGACGAGAAAAUUGAUCUUAAGCAAUGUCACAAUUUGUGUUUGAGAAACUGCUCUUGCAGUGCAUAUGCAAAUUUAGAUAUGAGGGACGGUGGAAGUGGCUGCUUGCUUUGGUUCGGUGAUCUGAUUGAUAUGAGAAGAUUAGGUGCUGGUGGGCAAGACCUCUAUGUAAGGAUGGCUGCUUCAGAAUUAGAGAAAACUGAGAAGAAAAGGUCCUCCAUUAAGAAGAUAUUAGGAAUUAUCUUUGGUUCUGUUGCAGAGGUCAUCAGCAUGCUGAUGGUGUUUUGCAUAUGUUGGAGAAAUCUCAGAAAACAUGGAAUGCUAAAGAAAAUUAGAAGAAAAAAUGAUCACUGUGAAGGCAGAGAAGAAGAAAUGGAAUUACCAAUGUUCGAUUUGACCACAAUAGUAGAUGCUACUAAUAACUUCUCAAGUAGCAACAAGCUCGGAGAAGGUGGUUUUGGACCUGUAUACAAGGGUACAUCAAGCGAGGGGCAAGAAAUAGCAGUAAAGAGGCUUUCAAAAAGUUCUGGCCAAGGAUUGAGGGAGUUCAAAAAUGAAGUGAUAUUAAUUGCUAAACUUCAGCACAGAAACCUUGUAAAGCUUCUAGGUUGUUACAUUCAUGAAGAUGAAAAAAUGUUAAUCUAUGAAUACAUGCCCAACAAAAGCUUGGACUUCUUUAUUUUUGAUCAAACGAGAAGGAAAUUACUAGAUUGGUGUAAGCGCAUACAAAUUAUUGAUGGAAUUGCUCGAGGACUUAUCUAUCUUCAUCAGGACUCUCGACUCAGAAUCAUUCAUAGAGACCUAAAAACCAGCAACAUUUUACUUGACAGUGACAUGAAUCCAAAAAUUUCAGACUUUGGGCUUGCCAGAAUAUUUGGGGGAGAUCAAACUGAGGCCAAAACAAAAAGAGUGGUUGGAACAUAUGGCUACAUGUCUCCUGAGUAUGCAGUGGACGGACUCUUCUCGGUGAAAUCUGAUCUUUUUAGCUUUGGUGUCCUAGUUUUAGAGAUAGUGAGUGGAAAGAAAAAUAGAGGAUUUUGCCAUCCGGACCAUGACCGUAACCUCCUGGGGCAUGCAUGGAUACUAUGGACUAAUGAGACACCACUGGAACUGAUUGAUGAUUGUCUAAGAGACUCAUGCAUUGCAUCCGAAGUGAUAAGAUGCAUUAAUGUGGCUCUACUUUGUGUGCAAAAACGUCCGGAAGAUAGGCCAAACAUGGCAUCCGUGGUUGUAAUGUUGAGCAGUGAGAAUUCACUGCCACAGCCCAAACAGCCUGGUUUUUUCACAGAAAGGAGUCCACCUGAAGCAGAUACUUCAUCAAACGAGCAUCAAUCUUACUCUGCUAAUGAAAUUAGUUUAUCAUUGUUUGAAGCUCGGUAAGCUAUUACUGCUUAAAGUUAGAGGGGGAAGAUUUUUUUUUAUCAACGAAGCACUAUUUUCUGCAAUUGUAAUAGUGACAUCCAUUUUUGUUUACUAAUCUCACUAAAGUGAAUAUAAUAUUUAAAAAGAAAAAGCAAUAUCAAUCGGCAGAUAAAUUAAUGAUAGGCAACCAUCCUAGUGCAAUGGUUAGGUGAUCACUUCAGAUUCUCGUUUUGCCUUUUUUU